AUAGAGACUGUUGCUAACAACUGUGUCCAAAUGAAAGCGGGAGAGGAAAAUAAAACACAGCCAUCAGAAAAGUGAGAAGAGACGUUUAAGAUAUAGUGUUCAGUAACUGUAAUCUUUAUCAUCAUCAUUAUGGCUCGAGGAAGAUCAGUGGUCAGCAUCCUCUCUGACAGCUUUGACAUGGACUUUGAUGGAAUUGCUGAGACAGAGAUCGGAAAGCUGCAGCGACAGUUUCGUAUCACAGAAGGAGAUCGCCAGGCCUACAGCAUCCAGUCACAAGAAAUUAUCCGCAAACAGCGGCAGGAGAUUUCUAAGCUGCAUGAGGAAAAGGAGGAGUUGUUGCGAUCUCUGCGUGUGGUGGAGUGCCAAGCGUGCAAACAGAGUGACAGUCAGAAUGCCCAGAGUCUGCGAUCGCUGCUGAACCAGAGAGAUGAUCUAGAUGAGCAACUGGAGAGAGAGAGACAGACCCAGGCAGAGCUGGAACAGGAGAUCCUGAGUGUCGAGAAAAAGUUGGCGGAGUUUAGGAAAGGAGAGAUCACAGAUUCUCACAGCCAUACGUCUCAGAUCCAUCACAGUCAGAAAGUCACAAGCACACUGGAAAACAAUCUGGACCGGGCUCUUGUUCAUUUUAAUGAACAGCUGACAAAGAACAGCCAGCUUAGAGAAGAGAUUGAGGCACUUUGCAAGAAGCGCAUCCGAUUCCAGCAGCAGCGUCGCAAACUGGAGAAGGGGCUGCAGGAUAUUCGCAGGGAUAUUGGUGAGGUUAUUAGCAUGUCAGCCUCAGCUUAUGAUGCAAGAUUUGAGGCUCAGACUAAAAUCAGCAUGAUGAAAGAGAAGGCGGUGAAGGAUCUUGCACAGUACACAGCUGAUAUGAAGGAGCUGGAGAGAGUUAUCGCCCAUAAAAGUAGACUCAAAGAGUUCAUGACCACCAAGAGAAAUGAGAGAAGUGUCCUUGAAGAUGGACAGGAAAUAAGUCACAGACAUGAGAUGAAGGAGCAAAGGAAGGCAGAUUCUGGUGUGGACACUCUGGAGGUGGUGUUCCAGCAGAUCCAGAGUGUGACUGGAGAAGAAGAUUUAGAGAUGUUGGUUACAAUGUUCAUUCAGGCUGAGGACAGAAAUUUUGCUUUCUUCAACUAUGUCAAUGAGCAGAAUGCAGAGACUGUAAAACUGAAAGCAGAAAUCCAGCAGAUUGGAGAGGAGAUGAACCAGUUUCAAUCAGAAGGUCUCCAACUGGAACAGAAAUAUCAGGAGGAUUUUAAACUGGUGAAGGAUCUACAGAAAGAAUGUGAAAAACAGGCUCAACAGUAUGAAGCCCAGGCUGAUGAUAUCACCAAUAUCCUUGAUCAGAUCAAAACAGGGGUGGACAGAUUGUUUGAUAUGCUUGAUAGUGACCAAGCACUGGUGGAAGAUCCGAGCUCUCCGUCUGGGAUAAUAGACAGUAACAUCAUGACAUAUCUGAGCCUGGCAGAACAGAGAACCAGUGAACUGCUCACUAUUCAUGCUUUCAUUAACUCCAAGGACCAGGAGAAGAGUAAUGACCCCAAAGUAAUGGCUCAGUACCUGCUAGGUCAGACCCCAGAGGACCAGAGACAGAUAGUUAUCAUUCAGCCUCCUGUUACCGGGGACAAUGAUGAAGCUGAGGACACUCCAAUCACAGAUGAGGAAGAUCACCCUUUGAGCGAAACAGUACUCCGUCAGCAGAUUAGGUCUUGCUUAAAGAUGGGUCUCUGCUUACUGGAGGGGGCAGAGAUGUGAAAACCCUAAAAAGCAACACCAUGUCCAGUAUAUACAAGUGCAAUAUGAUCAACAGAAUAAAAUUAUUCUCCGCAA
Molecule: messenger RNA, 1827 nt
Organism: Xyrauchen texanus (razorback sucker)
Lineage: Eukaryota; Metazoa; Chordata; Actinopteri; Cypriniformes; Catostomidae
Product: coiled-coil domain-containing protein 63-like
Exons: 15
Coding region: 130-1752 (540 amino acids)
Biological process (GO): outer dynein arm assembly; cilium movement
Cellular component (GO): axoneme
Source: RefSeq, a predicted model, not a curated record